ACCUUUAUCGAGUGUCUUUUCGAGUUUAAUUUUAAAGUUAAACCUACGCAACCAAUACUAGUAUAAGAGUAGUGGUCAGGCUUUGUCUAUUUUUGUAUUGAGAACAAGAGCGAAAAAAUGCAUUUUUAUUAGUGGUAAUCUCGAACAGUGACGUUAAAGUACAUUCCAAUGACAUACCCUAAGACACAGCUACAGACAACAGUAUACAAAUAUCUGCCGCUGCAUAGGGUUGAGAUUUUCAGACCUUUCUGGUGUACUGCUUGGCAGGCGAAUGCCAAGCAUGUAAAUGCUAUUUAAGAAAAAAACUCUUGAUAUGUUUCUUAGCUUGUUUCAGUUUAUUAAAAUGAAGUAAAGCCACUAGGAGUGUGUUUAUCCACCCGCCCCGGAUGGGAUGGGUGAAAAGAGGCAGUGAGAGAAAAUGUCUUCCACAAGAACACUGAAUAACCCGGCGAAGAAUUCUAAUGGCUGCACUGGUUUUAUUCCUUAGGUGUUCUAUAUAAUCAGUUUCUCUCGCAAGCAGACUUUGAAACAUUAAAGAAGUAUGCCGAGGAUCUUGGUGUUCUAAUGUGGGCCAAUUCGUCAAAGAGAGUUAUUGUCGUCAGCCGCUCAGGCCAUGACGAUGUUAAACGGUUUUGGAAAAGACAGAAACAAAACACGUGACACACGCUGCUAGUCCCAGACUCGACCAUUUCCACGUGACGAGCACGUAAACUACGACAAACACACAGGAUCUAACACUUGCGAGUUUGCGGGUUUGGCACUUUGGAUAGAAGUCAAAGAGAACUGACUCGUGACACCGAAAUGAACAGAUGAGGCGGUUUACGGACAAAUCAUUCUACGCUUUCUAACACCCUCAUGCCAAAAAAGGAGAUAUAUUUUAUAUUUAUUUUGUAUCAUAUUAGUAACGCCGUUAAAAGUUGUACAUACUUGUGACCUUAUAAAGUGCGUUAACCGUAACUACGUGGUGGUCCAAAUUAAAAUGAAAAGGAAAUUGCGCACUCAGUGUUCUUAUAGGGCAUUUAGGAUCACGUGGAGGUUUUUAAGUAAGCCGUCCUCGUACGAAAAUACUCUUUCAAAUUUUUAUUUAUUUACCAUAGUUUCCACUUCUGGAGGAAAAACUCUUCAAGUUCCGUAGCAGAGAGAGGGCGUUAUGAACAAACCGAGAUACGUGCAGUGUUUUCGUGUCGCUCUGCGUGGGUCCUACAUAGGGUCUACCUUUUGUCUUUUUGCUGAAAAAGAAAUCUUCAAUCACAAUAUCCUAACAGCAUUGAGUCCUGUAAGGAACUCGUGUGUCACGAUUUGGAGUACGAUGGGGAUCAAAGUUAUUGUCCUUUUUACAAUGUGGCAUUUUUCGCCUUGCUCUCGGCGUAGUCUGACCUGCUCUUGCAAUAUAUAUAUAUUUUUUUUACCAGAAUCGUUCAGUUGUGGGACUGUAGCUUGCCACCAAUCGAUAUCAAUCGAUAUCUGUUAACUAAUCAGUUCAUCUAUUGGUUUUGCAAGUUGAUGGAUAGAGAGCACUUUCAUCCUUGAACAGCGAUCAGUUCCCUCAUCCGGUCGGCGCGGGUCUUUUGUCAUACGAUUCUUAAAAUGGAGUCUGUAAAAACAAGAAAAAAGAUCAUUCAAGAAUUAGAAGAAUAAGACUGGCUUAUGAAUCUGUGUAGGUCUAAUCAGAUUACUUGUGGUAGCGUAUUAAAAAUCGCGAAAGCAUGAAGUAUCUGUACGGAAGUCUCUACUGUAAAAAAUGGUAAAUCAUCCCUGGUGAAUCGUAUCCGCAUUGGUUUGUAAAAGUUGUCUCAGUGAUAACUUUUGACGAUCCACUGAUCUGUGACACUGCAUUCCUUGCCAAUAAAUCUGCAAACACAAGGUAUAUAGAGAAGCAACAAAGUUCAGUGAUCUAAGUCAAACAAUAUGAUGUCCUGUUUGCGGUUGCACGAUAUCCCAAGACAGGAAAUACCGAUAUUUAGCCUUAGCCAAUGAGUCUGCACGUCUCGUCGCGUCUCUCUUUCAUAUGUAAGCUUAUGUACAGAGUCACCAUUUAAGCAUUUCAAAACAAGUAACCUCUCAUAUCCGGAUCGAAAACCGGAAGAACAAAACAUACCAGAAAAGAAAUAUUACAGAGAAUCUAAACAGAGAUUGUUUCGUAAAAAAAACAAACUUUGAAUGUUCCAAAUGCUUUUUUAAUGCUAUUAAAAUAGUCGAAGGUUUGGGAUUUUAAAAUCAUGUAAAAUGCGAUUUGCGUUAAAGACAUACUUGAGGUCAAACUGCGGACCGCGUGUUCUUUUUGCUGUCGAGGAAGAAGUUCGUAAAAGAACUGCCUCGAAAAACUACGUAGUAGAAAACUUAUUAAAUGCAGAAUUCGCAAAAAUUGAAAGUAGGUAAUUAACUUUAAUUACGGUGUGACACGCUCUAGCAAAUGGCACAAAAUGAGUGGGAUUCACUCUUAAUCGAUUUUGUAUCGGAGCAAUCCCAUUUGUUUCGAAUCCUCUUCGAAGCUGUUAGCUCGUUUUUAAUUAGUAUUUGAUUGUUAUGCGGUUGACAUAGCCUUUCGGUGUUGUAAUUAACUUUUCAAAAGGAGUGGUGUCAUAACUUCACGUACCGAAUAUGAAAGCGCAAAAUGAAAGACAUUUCUUGUCAGAAACGACACAAAGAGCUCUCGCUUUCAACAACUUAUUUUAGCACGGUUGACGGACCUAUAUUUCAGCUAAAAAUGGCUUUAGUUUAGAUGCUCUUUUACAUUUCAUUGUAUCAACUUCUUUCAAAAAACUACGUGAUUCCUGUGUAACUAAAAAAAACUUCCUUUAUCUCAAUUUUCAAAGAAACCCACAGCCCUUUGUUUGUUUUCAGAUCGGGUAAUUUACUAAAAUUAGCCACUAACGAGCGCGCUAUUGUUCCACUUGUCACCUCAAAAGCCUCGAUUGCGCGUGGACUGUGUUAUGAAUUUUUCACCCGGUUAAGAUGUCCGCCUCACCAAUGGAUGCGAGACAGAUUGGAAGACACGUUUUUCUCUUCUCGAAGCAAAACAGCUGUGAGGGAUCUCCUACAAUUAUUGCCAAACCUGUGGAUAUCACACAGGAUUUACCGAGGGAAUUUCUUCGCUACUUAAAAACGUUGUUCGACAUUCUCGAUGAGAAAGGAACUGGCUUCGUAAAGCUCACGGACAUAGAGUCACGGUGGAAAACCAAACAUGGUUCGAAUGGUCUCAGCGAGGGAGUGAUUGAAAAUUUGCGUAAAGUUACACCGAAGAAUGGCCUUCUUAGCUUCGAAAGGUUGUGCACGGGUAUGAAACUGGCCCUGAAAACGCAGCCACGCGCUCAAACAAAUGGAAUCAACGGAACAACAAACGGCCUUGAUCACUCAAGCAAACGGUCAAACUCACUGCCGCAGCUGGACACAACCUCAAAAGAUUGGACUUCCGACUCCAGCGAGGACUCGUUUGCGGGCAUUGAAAGGAGGAAUAAAGUUCAGAUAAUAAAAAAAUUACGAGAUUGGAAGGAUGACAGUCAAGGAAAGCGACGCUCGCAGAGUUUUAAUACGAUUGCAAACAGUUCAACAGGCGGGAACGACAGCCCGAGCUCCGGAAGUGCGAGUCCAUCAUCUGGGAAUGGAAGUCCAAUAGGAAGGUCAAACUCAACUACAAAAGUCUACUUUGUUGGUAAAGAAGUCAGCCCUAUUGUGCAGACAAAUGGAAAUGGGCAUUCAAGGCACUCCCCAGCUCCUUCUGAAUCUAACAAAUUUGAUAAGGAUGUACGGUUACAAGAGUUGGAUGAAGAGCAUGGUCUCUUACAGAGUGGCCUUCAGGUUAUAGAAAAAGCAAGAAAAUGGUAUUUCAAACGAAUCACAACCAUUCAGGAAGAAAAGUUGCAUCUUCAAAGUGAAGAUCAGUACUCUCUUGAACAGUUUCAAUAUGAGCUACUGCUGCAUAAAACAAGAAGAAAAGAACUUGGUUUGGAUGAAGACUCGUUCAAGGAACACAGACAGUAUAUUAAAAGUAUCAAUGACUGUUUAGGAAAGAUCAUCGAAGGAAAAUUGCCAGAAAAGGAGUCCUUAAGUACUAAAACAGAAGCUGACGUUGCACGAAGAAGGCUUCAGGAGGAAAUAGAACUUCUAAGAAAGGAGGUUUCUGACAAGGGCAACAAAAUUGCUCAGCUGGAAAGUGAGAAGUCUGCUCUCAUUCGGGACUUGUUUAACAACAAGGCAUCAUCAGGGAAAAAUGGUGUGACAACAAAGAAAUCAAAUAAGAUCUUCUGAUUGGGUAUCAGACCAGGAUAGUUUGAUGAUGUGAAGGCAAAUUGUGGCCAAUGAUGGCUAACAUCAUGAGCAAAGAUCUCUUCCAGCAUAGGGAGUGAUCAGCUCUCCUCGCAGUAGCUGCCCAAGGUUGAUAUGACGCAUUGACAAACCUUAUGGGACUGGUGUUUGGAGAUCCUGCUAUGGACAGAGAGCUACUUGCUGUAUUUAAUUAUAAAGAGGACAGUGUGUUGUAUGAAGAUGCUAUCGUACAAUUUUAUAUUUAACAGAUUCAAAACUCAAACUAUAUGAUCGGCUGAAAUGAAAUAGUUGCGGUCGGCUUUGCUUCCACCCUCUGUUUCCAUUAUGGAGACCAAUUUAUGUGAAAAAAUUCGAACAAUUUUUCUGGCUGCCUGAAGUAGUAAAUGUUACAUCGGUGGAUCGAUUUACAUUUUGUACAUUUUUUGCAAACCAAACUUGCUCUGUUCACCGGGCUGCAUUAUUCGACAUAUGAAGCGCGCUUGCACUUGCAUGUCUCAAUCGUAUUUUCUUGAGGACAGGUUGCCAUGGACAUUUCUGAGCAGUGACCGCUUUCAAAUUUUGCUUGUGAGCACUUUCAAAGCAGGGACCACUUUUCAAGGUCACGACAGUUUUAGUGUUUUCUAAUGCAGUUAUGCAGAGUAACUGCACGAAACAGAGGAUGAUCUAAACAGUUCAUCGCUUGCUAAAUUAUAGAUGUAUAUUUUGGGGGGUAUGUAAUCUCGCCGUCGUCAAAUAUUGUUUUUAUAUUGUCAUAAUCAAUUUAUACAAGAGAAAAAAUAUUGUAAAAUAUUAACGCCAGAAUACAAUUUUCAAUCAGACAAAAAUAAUUAUUAUACGAUUUCGUAGACUUUAUAGUAUGAUAUAGCUCACUCAAUCACUCAUUCACAAAUUAUGAACAUGGAUUUCUCUAGAUGGUGUACAUACAUAGACAUUUUGAUGAAAAAAAUUAUAGUUUAUUGGUGAUUACAA
Orbicella faveolata is the source of this 5235-nucleotide messenger RNA. Its product is annotated as suppressor APC domain-containing protein 2-like. Lineage: Eukaryota; Metazoa; Cnidaria; Anthozoa; Scleractinia; Merulinidae. The record is from RefSeq and is a predicted model, not a curated record.